Messenger RNA from Quercus lobata, 669 nucleotides. RefSeq lists its product as uncharacterized. Gene Ontology annotation, molecular function: nucleic acid binding. Lineage: Eukaryota; Viridiplantae; Streptophyta; Magnoliopsida; Fagales; Fagaceae. The coding region runs from base 1 to 669 and encodes 222 amino acids. The transcript has a single exon. Gene Ontology annotation, biological process: DNA integration. The record is from RefSeq and is a predicted model, not a curated record.
AUGGAAGAAGUACGCCAAGGGAUUUGUGGUCCUCACAUGAAUGAGAGAAUGUUAGCAAAGAAGAUCCUUAGGAUGGGAUACUAUUGGAAUUCAAUGGAGACCAAUUGUGUAGACUUUGUAAAAGGUUGUCCUAAUUUCCAAACACAUGCAAACUUGAACCAUGUACCACUGAGCGAGCUAUAUAGUAUGACCUCUUCUUGGCCUUUCUCAGUUUGGGGCAGAGAUGUAAUUCAAAUAAUAGCCCUUAAGGCCUCAAAUGGGCAUGAAUACAUCCUAGUGGCAAUUGACUACUUCACCAAGUGGGUUAAGGCAACCUCCUACUUUGUGCUAAAAGUCAUGCAUGUGGCCCGAUUCGUAGAAAACAACAUCAUUUGCCUGUUCGAAGUACUGCAAGAGAUCAUCUUUGACAGUGGUUCCCACUUUGAGGGAGAGGUCCAAAGGAUCAUGACACUGUACAACAUUGAGCAUCAUAAGUCUUCACCAUAUCGAUCGCAGAUUAAUGGGGCUGUUGAAGCAGCCAACAAGAACAUCAAGAAUAUCCUAGCCAAGAUGGUAGUGACAUCAAGGACUAGGCCGAGAAGCUCAUGUAUGCCUUAUACAGUUAUAGAACUUAUAUUCGUGCAUCAACUAUGGAAACCCUCUACUCUUUGGUUUAUGGGAGUGAAGUAG